GCCGGAUAACCGCCCAUCUGUGCGUGGCGCCGUCAGGCGCGGUCGACCCAGGCACGAGGACAAAAGCGUGGGAGCAGCGAGGUUUGUUCCCUUGCGCGCAGGGCCUCGGAAGGCCAGAGACUUACCCGUCGGCAGGGGCAGUCAGUUCCCCACCAUUGCCUUCCAGGCCUUACGACCUCCAGGAGGCCGCGCCCCGACGCUAGAGACAAGGAGCUCCGCACCCAGGCGCAGGCUGGGGGGACGCGGCGGGCUGUGGAGGACGCAGGAUGCUGGAGGUGGUGGUGCUGAAGAUUGAAGAUCCAGAUUGCUUCUGGGUUGUUAUGAAAGGAUGUAGUCCUUUUUCAGAUCAUGAAGUCGACUAUCAAAAACUAAAUAGUGACAUGAAUGGCUUCUAUAACAGCAGGCAUCAAAAUAUGGAAAUAAGACCUUUGAUUUUGGAAGAAGGGCAAGUUUGUGCAGUCUAUUGUCAAGAGCUAAAGUCCUGGUGCAGGGCUGUUAUUAAAUCAAUCAUACCUUCAGGAGACUAUUACCUGGCCAUGUGUUUCCUUGUGGAUUUUGCCAAGUACAUUCCAGUAAAAUCUAAAAACAUCUGUAUUGGAGUAGAAUCUUUUAUGCAGCUCCCCUAUAGAGCGAAGAAAUUCAGACUUUAUUGCACAAGACCUGUUACAUUACACAUUGACUUCUGUGAAGACAAUGCUGAAAUUGUACCUGCAAAGAAAUGGGACAGUGCUGCUAUCCAAUACUUUCAGAACAUCCUGAAAGCAGCUACCCAGGUGCAAGCCAAAUUAUGUGCUGUGGAAGACAAUACUUUUGAAGUUUACCUUUAUGUAACAAUAAAAAACAUGAAAGUUUGUGUUAAUGAUGACCUAGUUGCAAAGAACUUUGCCUGUUAUGCAUCACCCACGAAAAAUGAACACCUUAAUUUAGAGAAAGCAAAAUUCAGAAUGAAGUCAGAAUCCUUUUCCAGUAAACUCAAUCCUGCACUUACUCUUUGGCCAAUGCUUCUGAAAAGGAAAGAUUUUCAAGGAACGAAAAAGUCACAUGGUUUAGAUUUUCUGACACAGUCUCUCCAGCACACAUGGUGCAAGGGUGUUGUUAGUGACCUUAAGCCAGCUGCUGCAGUACUGGAUAAAGCUGUAAAAUGGAAUAUGGGUUCAUUGAUAGACUCACCUAAAAAGAAAUCUGAACAGCAGCAGCAUGUCUCUUUAAAAGAUGUAAAUAAGUGUGAAUCUCCAGCUUACUGGCCAACAAAGAGAGGCAUAACCAUAUAUGCUGAUCCAGAUGUACUGGCAGCAAGUGCUUUAAGUCAGAAGCCAAAUGAGAAAACACUAAAAUUAGCUGAGAAGAAAGAGUGUGAUGAGAAGAAUAGCUGUGUAAGAUUACUGCAGUUUUUAAACCCUGAUCCUUUGAGAGCUGAUGGAAUCUCUGAUCUGCAGCAGUUGCAGAAGCUGAAGUCAGGCAUGCAGCAACCUGUUGUGAUUCUCCGGAACAAGAUCCAGCCUUGCCUGACCAUUGACAGUUCACCACUGUCUGCAGAUCUGAAAAAGGCUCUUCAGCGAAAGAAGUUCCUGGGACCCAGCCGUACUGAAUCUUACUCUUGGCCCCCUAUAGCACGUGGCUGUGAUGUGGUUGUCAUUUCUCACUGUGGAAAGGACCCUUUGUUGUACCUCCCACCGUUGCUUACCAUGUUGCAAGUGGGAGGUUGCUACAAGUCAUUACCAAGUAGAAACGGUCCUCUUGUAGUAAUCGUGUGCCCUGGGUGGAAAAAGGCCCAGUUAACUUUUGAAUUAUUGGGAGACUACAGCGUGUCCUCCAGGCCUCUGCAUCCUAUGUUCUUAACAAUUGGACUUCACAAAGAUGAAGCCAAAAACAUGAAGCUUCCAAGGGGAUGUGAUGUGAUAGUCACAACACCACAUAGCCUCCUGAGGCUUCUUGAAUACCAGAGUUUGUUAUUUCUUAGACUCUGUCACCUGGUUUUGGAUGAAGUGGAAAUACUAUUUUCUGAGGCUAAUGAACAAAUGUUUGCUAUAUUAGAUAACUUUAAAAAAAAUGUUAAAAUGGAAGAAAGGGAGUGUGCACCACGCCAGAUCAUUGCAGUUGGCAUUCACUGGAGCAGACACAUAGAACACCUGAUGAGAGAGUUCAUGAGUGAUCCCUAUGUUGUGAUCACAGCCCCAGAGGAAGCUGCCCUCUACGGGAACAUCCAGCAGGUGGUGCAUCUUUGCCUAGAAUGUGAAAAAACCUCUACUUUACUACAGGUUCUUGAUGUCAUCCCCAGCCAGGCACAAAAGACCUUGAUCUUCACCUCCUCUGUAGCUGAAACAGAAAUAGUGUCUAAGGUAGUAGAAAGCAAUUCAAUAUUUUGCUUGAAAAUGCAUAAAGAGAUGGUUUUUGACUUAAAAAAUGUUUUAGAACAGUGGAAGAAGCUAACUUCUGGCUCUCACAUUGUACUAGCCUUAACUGAUGACUGCAUACCACUCCUGGCCAUCACUGAUGCCACGUGUGUGAUUCACUUCAGCUUCCCUUCUUCGCCAAAAUUUUUUGGUGGACGCCUGUAUUGCAUGUCUGAUCACUUUGAGAGUUUAACUGAGCAGGGUUCUCUUGCAGAGCAGGAAAAUAAAAAACCCAAGUCUGUCUUGUUGCUGACGGAGAAAAAUGCGAGCCAGGCAGUUGGUGUCCUGCGCUACUUAGAGCGAGCAGGUGCCAAAAUCCCAUUACAGCUGUAUGAGUUUACUGCAGGAGUGUUGGAAGCCAAAGAAGAUAAGAAGGCCAAACGACCUUUGUGUCAGUAUCUUAAGGCUUUUGGAUUUUGCAGAGACAAAAGGAUCUGUCCUGACCGACACCAUAUUAAUCCAGAAAUGGACAUGCCAAGGAAAUUAUCCAACCAAGCUUUACCCAUGUUUGGAUACAUUAAAAUAAUACCUUGUUAUAUUUCAAAUGCAACAAAUUAUUUUGGUCGCAUAAUUGAUAAACAUGUGGAUCUUUAUGCAACUCUUAAUGCUGAAAUGAAUGAGUAUUUUAAGGAUUCUAGUAAUAAAACAACUGUUGAGAAGGUGGAAAAUUUUGUAUUGUAUGGAUUAGAAGAAAAAACGUCUUUUCACAGGGUCCAACUGUUAGAGAUGAGCCCACAAGAAGAUUCAUGGGGCCUGGACAGUGUCCUGGUGAAAUUCAUAGAUGAAGGUAGGAUUGGACUGGUCACUACAGACCAACUAUUGCAUCUCCCUGAGAACUUCAGUGCUCUUCCCCCACAGGCUGUGGAGUUUAUUGUCUGCAGAGUGAAACCAGCUGAUGAUGAGAUGGAAUGGAAUCCGAAGGUUACUAGGUACAUUCAUCAUAAAAUUGUUGGAAAAUUGCAUGAUGCAAAGGUGGUGUUGGCUUUGGGAAAUACAGUUUGGAUUGAUCCAAUGGUACAUGUUACAAAACUUUCAAAUUUGAGAACUUCUGUUGUUGAUUAUAAUGUGCGAGCUGAAAUUUUGUCCAUGGGAAUGGGCGUUGAUAAUUCAGAACAUGUAGAAGAACUAAAAAAACUAUACAAAGGAGCUAAAAUGCCAACUUCUGAAGAAGGCCUAAACCAAACCCCGACACCUCCCACGGUAUCUCCUUCAUCUCCGAUGGUGUCAGCAGAAGAUACCACUUGUCUCCAGGGAGUGAAGCAAGAGAACUGUGGUGCAGAAAGAGGGACUGACUCUGAGACAAAGUCAGAAAACUCAACAUCCGAAACUUUAUCUGAAAACCCUGAAGAUAUUUCUGCUAAUAGAACAUUGCAGCCACCCCUGAAAAGCUUCCACCCACAAAUAAAGUGGUUCCAAAAAGAUGAUGCUGUUAUCCUUAAGAUAAGAAUAACGAAUAUAAAGGAUUACAAAUGUAAAUACUUUAGCGAUAGAGUGAUUUUCAGUGCAUGGGUGGGAGACAAAUUUUACUUGGCUGAUAUGGAGCUGCAGGCCAACGUCAUAAAAGAAGACUGCAAGUGCAUAAUUACAAAUGACGAGCCUGUUAUUACGCUCCCAAAAGAGAAAAGGGGAUCCUGGCGUGGCUUACUCCGACAGAAGAAUCCUAAUGUGACUUUUGACUUUGACCACUGGGAAGAAGGUGAUGAGGACAGAGAGGAAGGCCUCUUCUCAAAAGUUUUAAGUUCUAAAAACCUGUCCUGCAAAAUGGCCAAGGUGGUUGAAGACGGUGACACCUCUUCAGAUGGUGACGGAAGUGAGAGCGAAUGAAAGUGUCAUUGAAACCUUGAAGAGCAGCCAGAGGACUCUGAGCAAAAAUGGAAGUUGCUAAGUGACUGGAAGUUAGGAAGGCAAGCAGUCAUAGCCAAGCCUUUUUUCAGCUAAAAGAUAAGGUUCUACUGCGUGUUGCCUUGUGGCACUUGGAUGGACAAUGCUGAGAAAUUCUUAGAAAUAUUUCUGAGAAAAAUGUUAGAAGAUACAGUGAUAAAGAUUGAUGAUGAUGAUGAUGAUGAUGAUGAUGAUUGUCAAAGGAGAGUGGAAGUUAGAUCUGGAAUGAGAGAAGCAAAAAACACAGGCCUGGUCCAAGCCCAGGCUGCAGUGUGUAUUCCCCAGUGCCACUCACACCCAUCCUGACAUGCUCAGGUUUGAGUGGCAGAGAGCACACCAUGACACUUGAGUGACAGGUUGUACUCCCUGAAGUCUGUCCUCAUGCUUUUGUCACUUAGACCUACAUUUGUGUUUGGUGUAUUGUUCAGAAGUUGGUCUUAUGCAUGUAAAUGGAGGCUUCCAUCUUGCAAAUUCAUACUCAGCAACUGCCUUACAGCCAUAAGUUAGAUACUUUCAACCAUAAGUUAGUUGAGAUUUGCACUCACUGAGUGCAGUACUAAUGCUUUUACAGUUCUUAAAAUAUGGAGAGCUACUGAAAGGAGGAAGCUCACAUCUUUUCCCAAGGACAGUGGGAUGGCCUCAGUGAGACCAGCAAGACCCAGGCUUUGUAGAGGUGAAGCUUCUGGUUCCAGAUAAACCCCUGGACUCAAAAAGGGACUAAGUCACUGAUGAAAAACCUUCUAGAGCUUCCAGUGAUAUACACAGCCCACUGCAGCAUGUAUGCCAUAGUUUUGCUACUGCUGGACUAAGGGCUCUUUUUGGCAGCUUAAUGGGAAUCGUACAGAGCCUGGAGGUGACCCUCAGAACACCUGUGCGGGGAGGUGAGCAUCCUUGGUAAGGUUGUAGCACCUGUCACCAGAUUCUUGAGAGAGUGUAUAUAGUUCUUGCCACUUAAUGUAGGAAUGCCUCGGGGUUAGCCUUGCAUGUUUGGCUUUCUUUGUUGAUUGAGAAAGUUGGAAAUGUGAGCUGUUGGGAAAUUGAAAACCUUAUGCACUCAGCUGAGGCAGGAGGAUCACAAGUUCAAGGAUAGCCUGUGCACCUUAGCAAGACCUGUCUCCAAAAGGGCUGGUGAUAAUGCUCAGUGGUAGAGCGCUCCAGGGCUCAACUCCCAGCAUCUCACCCCCAAAAGAAACCUCUGUGAAUUUCCUCAACAUCGGUUGUCAAAUUCUUCUAGAAGUGGAAAAGACCACUGACAGAUUGUGACUGGUGGGCACAUGGCAGCAUGGAUGCUCAGGCUCCUGUAAUCUCGCAUGUGAGCCAUUACUUGAACUGAGUUAAACUCAUCAUCACACUGCUCCCAUGAGCAGGGGUGGGUCCUGCUCUGCCUCUGUUUCCUCAUGUGUAAAAUAAGAUGCUGAGCUCAUGCUCAGCCUCCCUUCUCCACAACCCAUGCCCAGAGUGCUGCUGGGCAGGGAUCUCAUCUGCAUCUGUGCAGGGACUCUUUGACAGGCAUCAGAGCACUGCCCUCCAGGCGAAGGAUGUGGCCCAGCCUGGCUAGAUGCCAGGAACCUGGCCUUGCUCCCCUGUAACUGAUUGGUUGAUUGGCGGGUAUCUUAUGAGGAAGCAGAGAGUUCUGGUAUCUGUGCUGGAAAGGUUCCACUCAGGACUCAUCCUGCAGUGGAGGCCUAGAGAAGUAGCCAGGCCCCCUGAGACUUUCCUGUGGGCACCGGCUUGCUGUGCUGAGUCUCUUAGGAAUAGCAAUGGCAUGUCCUGGAGCAGGCAGCAGUGUUGCCUGCCUGGGAGAAGACACAGUGCAGACUCUUGUGGUCCACUGACAGAUACUGUGGCAGGAGUACUAUAGGUUACAAUCUCAACUUCUUUUUUAGACACUUCAAUUUUUGGAUAGUACGCUGUAGGAUGUAGAAGGCUGAGUAAACAGUCACCUUUUUUUUUUUGGUUUUGGGUUUUUUGAGACAGGGUCUCACUAUGUAGUUGAG
This is a messenger RNA of Fukomys damarensis (Damara mole-rat), 6271 nucleotides long. It is a transcript of the gene Tdrd12, whose product is annotated as tudor domain containing 12. Gene Ontology annotation, biological process: germ-line stem cell division; transposable element silencing. Gene Ontology annotation, molecular function: ATP binding; nucleic acid binding. The coding region runs from base 267 to 4217 and encodes 1316 amino acids. The record is from RefSeq and is a predicted model, not a curated record. The transcript has 32 exons. NCBI's taxonomy places the organism in Eukaryota, Metazoa, Chordata, Mammalia, Rodentia, Bathyergidae.